Molecule: messenger RNA, 996 nt
Organism: Rhizoctonia solani
Lineage: Eukaryota; Fungi; Basidiomycota; Agaricomycetes; Cantharellales; Ceratobasidiaceae
Product: cytosolic Fe-S cluster assembly factor NBP35
Exons: 3
Coding region: 1-996 (331 amino acids)
Biological process (GO): iron-sulfur cluster assembly
Cellular component (GO): cytosol
Molecular function (GO): ATP-dependent FeS chaperone activity; 4 iron, 4 sulfur cluster binding; ATP binding
Source: RefSeq, a predicted model, not a curated record
AUGUCCGCAGACACACCGAUAUCUCGGCGACUCAAUAAUGUUAAGCAUAUAAUCCUGGUCCUCUCGGGGAAAGGCGGAGUCGGUAAAUCUUCAGUUUCGACUCAACUAGCGCUAUCACUCUACGCAUCGGCUCCGACCGCCCGAGUAGGGAUAUUGGAUGUCGAUCUUACGGGCCCUUCUAUUCCUCGUAUGCUAGGUGUCGAUGGACACCCAGUACACCAAAGCACAGAUGGUUGGGUCCCUGUAUUUGCCGAUGGGCCCAGUACAAGACUACUCUGCAUGAGUGUCGGAUUCUUGUUGAAGAAUAGGGGGGAUUCUGUCGUUUGGCGUGGACCCAAGAAGAAUGCGAUGAUAAGACAAUUCUUAAGCGAUGUCAGGUGGGGAGAGCUGGACUAUUUGGUGAUCGAUACGCCCCCUGGCACUUCGGAUGAACAUCUAUCGCUCUUGGAGCAUCUCGCCCCAGUGCAUGACAGAUUAUCAUCCGUCGUUGUGACCACUCCCCAGGCGGUUGCGCUAGCAGAUGCAAUAAAAGGCGUAUCGUUUACUCGGGCAGUCAAUUUACCUGUACUGGGCGUGAUUGAGAACAUGAGUGGGUAUGCAUGUCCCUGUUGUGGAGAGAUCACAAACGUAUUCUCCAAAGGCGGAGGGAAAUCUAUGGCUGAGAGAGAAAAGGUUCACUUUUUAGGCAGUCUGCCGAUUGACACCCAACUUGUCGAACUGCUUGACUCAGCCCAGCCCCAGCCCCAGCCCACAACCACAUCCGACAGCCGCCCUUUGGAGUCAAGCUACUCGGGGCAAGAGCAAGUAUCAGCCACGGACGUAACCCCAGUGACCCAGCUCAACACCUUAUCCGGAACCGGGUCCGAGACGAAUGGUCACACUACCUCCACCCAUGCACCAACGAGAACGUUCCAAGUUCUGGAGCGGUACCGACAAACACCAACUUGGGCGGCCUUCAAGCCGAUGGCAGAAUACAUUAUCGAAAAGCUUAGAUGA